This is a messenger RNA of Rhipicephalus sanguineus (brown dog tick), 477 nucleotides long. Its product is annotated as histone H2A-beta, sperm. Gene Ontology annotation, molecular function: protein heterodimerization activity; DNA binding; structural constituent of chromatin. The record is from RefSeq and is a predicted model, not a curated record. The transcript has a single exon. Bases 1 to 429 code for a protein of 142 amino acids. NCBI's taxonomy places the organism in Eukaryota, Metazoa, Arthropoda, Arachnida, Ixodida, Ixodidae. Gene Ontology annotation, cellular component: nucleosome.
AUGACUUCUAUUCUCAACUCGAGUGGCGGCGGCAAGACGCACGAACGUGAGAAGCCGCAGACCCGCUCUUCACGAGCUGGCGUGACAUUUCCAGUUGGCCGCAUCCACCGCCUCCUGAAGAAAGGCAACUACGCUGUGCGCAUCAGCGCCGGCGCGCCAGUUUACUUGGCGGGCGUGCUCGAGUAUCUCGCCGCCGAGGUCCUCGAACUGGCCGGCAACGCAGCGAGGGACAACGAGAAAUCGAGGAUCACACCACGUCAUCUGCAGCUGGCCAUCCGAAACGAUGAAGAACUGGGCAAACUGCUCGCUGACGUGACCAUCUCGGAAGGUGGCGUAAUCCCACAAAUUCUUCCAGAACUACUGCCCAAAGCCACUAGAAGCAAGGCAAAGAAGACGGGCGAUCCGGGAAAAGCCAGCCAGGACUUCUAAGUAGUCAUCAUCCUGCUGUCAUUUUCUAUAAGAAUUUAGUUUUUAAUC